Messenger RNA from Megalobrama amblycephala (Wuchang bream), 2286 nucleotides. It is a transcript of the gene tnfrsf1a, whose product is annotated as tumor necrosis factor receptor superfamily, member 1a. Gene Ontology annotation, molecular function: tumor necrosis factor receptor activity; tumor necrosis factor binding. The transcript has 10 exons. Gene Ontology annotation, cellular component: mitochondrion; membrane raft; signaling receptor complex. Lineage: Eukaryota; Metazoa; Chordata; Actinopteri; Cypriniformes; Xenocyprididae. The record is from RefSeq and is a predicted model, not a curated record. The coding region runs from base 241 to 1404 and encodes 387 amino acids. Gene Ontology annotation, biological process: signal transduction; inflammatory response.
CGCGAGAAGGAACGGACUAGUUUGUGACGCAUGACAUUUCCAGUUAGAGACUGCCCUUCUUCUCCGAGGAAAUGGACGGUAGCGAUACUUUACAAAUCUCAUAGUUUUAAAACACUUUUCUAUGGUUUUUUUUGCUCAACUAAGGAUAAUAAAAACUUUGGGGAGAAUAAUAAAGGAGAACGUUUGAUCGCCAUGAGCAGAGUGUGUUAAGUAAGAAGGAGAGCGCCCUCUGCAGCGGCCAUGAGGAAAUGUCAAAUGCUGUGCACUUGUGCAUUGCUGAUUCUAAUCAGUCAAUCAUAUAUAAUAUCAAUUAGUGGAGCCAGGAAUGAAAGUUGUCCUGAAGAUGAAUACCUGAGUAAGAAUGGAUUCUGCUGUAAUAAAUGUCAUGCAGGGUUUAAGCUGAAAGCGGAAUGCCCUAAACCAGGCAUGAAGUCAGAAUGUGUGAAAUGUGAGGAUGGAACCUACCUAGAUCAACCAAAUUACUCUCCAAACUGCUUCAGAUGCCAGAAGUGCAAACACAAUUCCAAAGAGUCAUCAGAAUGUACGCACAAAACCAAUAGGGGGUGUGAGUGUAUGAAAGGAUAUUACAGAAUGAAAUUAAGCCAUACGGACUGGGAAUGUUAUCGCUGUAAGCCGGUGUGUGGACCUGGACAGGUGAAAACUGGAGAUUGUGGGGGAGAACAGAAUACACAGUGUGAGUGCGAAAAAAAUCAUUACCCUACCAAGAAUAAUAAAUCCUGUGAACUAUGCAUCAAAUGUCAGACGGGCUGUGAACACUUGUGCAUAUCCAGCACUCCAAUAAUCCCCAUUAAAUCCGCCAAACCAACAACUCCAUCAGACACAUUACCUCAAAUACUGGUUCCCGUUUGUGCAUGUAUCACGGUAGUAGCUUUGGGAGUGUUUAUGUUGUAUGAAGGCCUCAGACUUUGGAGGAAGAGGAAUCAUGCUUUGUCAUCGCAGAAAUCAUCACCUGCUCCCGAAGGACAGACAUUGAUUAUCAUACCACCAGACAAAAUAAAUGAGAGUGUUCCUUCUACAAAUCAGCCGUGCGAACCCGAACAGAACAGAAAACUCCCAGACUGCGUCCCAAGAGAGAUCAAAAUUCACGAGUUCUUCUAUUUUGUGCUGGAUGAGGUCCCUGUCGGACGAUUUAAAGAAUUUGUACGUCGGCUUGGCGUUUCUGAGCAGAACAUUGAAAGGGCAGAACAGGACCACAGGAAGUACAAGGAUGCCCAAUACCAGAUGCUGAAGGUUUGGAGUGACAGUGGCAGUGGAGGAGGGAGCAAUGUUUUGCCAUAUCACCGCAUCCAGAUGUUCAUCGAAACACUGAGGGACAUGUAUUUGGUUAACUGUGCAGACAACAUUGAGAACAGGUUCCUUUCGCAGGACACAAGCGCUUCAUAAUGAGGAGAUUCAUAAUGAGCGCUUCAAUGAGCCAUUGGAGGAGAAUGAGGCAUUAACAGAGAUCUUAUCCUUCCACUGAAUUCCAUUGGAUUCAUUUGAAGGAAGUGCGUCUACAGCUGUAUUACUGGAUAACACCAUGUCAUAUGUCCAGUUGUCUGAAGAUUUCACACUAAAAUGUUUUUAUGAACAUGCAUAUAUUCUUGUAGUAUGUAUGUAUGUAGUGUUGUGUGAAAAUAUUUCAUUAAGGCUUUUUCUAGUGCAGUUAAAGUUUAUAUGAUCAAGGGUGGUGGGGUGGUUGGGGUUUGGGUUGUCAUUUUUUUUACAAAUUUAAUGGAGUUGAUAUAAUCAUGGAUAUUCUCUGCCAGUUCUCCUUAUAAUAGCACAAAACGUACAAAAACAUCCAGUUCACAUUUCACCAUAAUAUAUAUAUAUAUAUAUAUAUAUACACUACUGUUCAAAAGCUGGAGAUCAAUAAGGUUUUUUAUGAAAAGACAAUCUUUUUUGAAAGAAGAUUAUGUUCACUAAGGCUGCAUUCAUUUGAUCAAAUUAUUGUGAAAACAAUAUUGUGAAGUAUUAUUUCAGUUGAACUUAACCAUUUUCAUUUUUAAUAUAGUUUAACAUUUUAUUCAUUCUUAUGAUUUUUAGCAGCCAUUACUCCAGUCUUCAGUAUUACUUUAAGAAAUGAGGAAGUUUCUUUUUUGGGGGUGAAAUGUGACCUGAUCAUGUUCUUGAUAUGUUUUGUGAGAUAUGUAACCCUGGACAACAAAACCAGUCAAGCAUAUGGCCAAUAGCCAACAAUACAUUGUAUGGGUCAAAAUGAUUGAUUUUUCUUUUAUGCCAAAAAUCAUUAGGAUAUUAAGUAAAGAUCAUGUUCCAUGAAAA